Paecilomyces variotii is the source of this 700-nucleotide messenger RNA. Its product is annotated as killer toxin Kp4/SMK. Gene Ontology annotation, cellular component: extracellular region. NCBI's taxonomy places the organism in Eukaryota, Fungi, Ascomycota, Eurotiomycetes, Eurotiales, Thermoascaceae. The transcript has a single exon. The coding region runs from base 185 to 565 and encodes 126 amino acids. The record is from RefSeq and is a predicted model, not a curated record.
CUUCAGGACUUUCCCAAUUAGGGAACAGCAAUAUAACCUCAUGCGAGACAGAGCUGAGCCGAAAAGAUAUAAAUAUGGCCCAUAUUCCCAUUGAAAAUAUAACUUCCCAUCCUAAUCCUCUCAAACAUUCCUCCAGCAUACAAGAGACAAACCACAUAUUACAAAACCAAACCAAUUGUCCAUCAUGCAUUACAUCCUCAACCUCACCCUCAUUACCCUCGGCAUCUCCUCUGCCUCAGAAGCUCUAGGCAUCAACUGCAGAGGCAGCAGCAACUGCGGCGGCACCCUGUGUUCUCUGAGCACGAUCUAUUCUGCAGUCGAGCAGCUGCCGGACGGAAACUUAUACAAUCCAGGCCAGCACAUCGCCUGCUGCGGUGAUCCGGGCGUCGUUUCUGGACUCUGUGCGUUUACGCAGAACACGGACAAGCAGAUCUCUGCCGCUCAAGCCAAGACGCUCCUUCAGGGACUUAUCAAUCACGGUUGCCAGAAGUGCGGCAGCAACCCAUUCCAGGAUAACAAUGUUGCUGAGGGGGAACUUACUGUGAACUAUGUGUCUCAGAAGUAGAUUGGAAGUGACUGAAAGGCUAUCUGGCCUGUGAGAUUUGUGGCGAUAUAUUGGCUCCAUCUUUCUUGCAACCAUGGAGAUGGAAGAAGCCAAUGCUGGAACACAUGGUGCUGGUACCACAUCCUUACAUCGAAU